Molecule: messenger RNA, 1875 nt
Organism: Quercus robur (English oak)
Lineage: Eukaryota; Viridiplantae; Streptophyta; Magnoliopsida; Fagales; Fagaceae
Product: coniferyl alcohol acyltransferase-like
Exons: 4
Coding region: 4-1635 (543 amino acids)
Molecular function (GO): acyltransferase activity, transferring groups other than amino-acyl groups
Source: RefSeq, a predicted model, not a curated record
CGCAUGGCCCACACCAUGUACUUCUCAUCUCACCCGAUCACUUUUUCUUCUCUUCUUCUCAUUUCCAAAGUUCCAACGUCUCAUCAAUCUUCCUUGGCUCAGAAACAACUUUUGGAAAAGAAAUUAAAGCCUUCAGCAAAGUACGAACUACGAAGCCUUUAUUCAGGUCUCUUUGUUCAAGCUCCGACUAGUCUUGUACUCCUAUUGUGCCAUCUCUCUUUCUCUCUCUCCCUCUCUCAAAGAGAGAUUAGACACAUAAACAUAAGCAUGAAUACUAAAGAGGUGGAGGUGACUCUGAUCAAGAAAGAGGUUGUGGCAGUGCAGUUGGCAAAGAAUGAGGACCAUUGGCUACCACUCUCUAACCUAGACUUGUGUAUUUUACAUCCAUUGGAUUUUAGUAUCUUCUUAUGUUUCAAGAAGCCCACUUGUAAAGACAACUGGACCUCUAUGGCCAUGGUUGAGGUUCUCAAAAAGGCCUUGAAAGAAGCAUUAGUGCCCUACUAUUUCCUUGCUGGUGAGAAAGUGCCAGACUCCAUGGCUGAGCAUAAGCUUCACUGCAACAACCGUGGGGUUGACUUCACUGAAGCUUUUGCAAAUAUAGAGCUUCAAAAACUCAAUUUGAAUGAACCUGAUGAGACCAUUGGCUGCAAACUUGUACCGAAGAAGAAGAAUGGCGUGAUGGCUGUCCAGGCAACUGGGUUCAAAUGUGGUGGUCUUGUGCUGGCAUGCACAUUUGACCAUCAGAUAGUAGAUGCAUACUCGGCAGGCAUGUUUCUUGUUUCAUGGGCUGAGAUUGCUCGAUCUAAACCCUUCUCUUCACUACCAACUUUCAACUGCGCAAUGCUCAAUCCUCGACAUCCCAUUUCCUUUGAUCCUUCCCUUCACAACUUGUAUGUCCCCAUCACCAUGUUCAACCCUUCCAAUGAUCCAGAACCCAGUGCCAACCAUUUUGAAAACCGCAUAUGCUUAGUUAAGGCAAACAUAAUUAACCAGCUCCAAUCACAAGCUAGCACCAAGGAAAGCAAAAGGACUAAACUAGAGUCUUUCAGUGCACUUUUGUGGAAAAUUAGUGCCAAAAGUGCUAGAAACAAAAGGGUAUCAAAAUUGGGCAUUGUUGUUGAUGGCAGGACAAUGCUUAGCUUUGGAGACAAAGAGAAAAGAUCACUAAUGUCUUCUUACUUUGGAAACGUGUUGUCUAUUCCCUAUGAUUCUAAGAAAAUUGAUGAGCUUAUUGAAAAACCAUUGAGUUGGGUGGCUAAUGAAGUUCAUGGAUUUUUGGAAGGUGCAAAGACUAAAGAACAUUUCUUGGAUUUGAUAGAUUGGGUGGAGGCUCAUCGUCCAGUGCAAAGUUUGGCAAAGGUAUAUAGUAGUGGCAACAAAGAAGGACCAGCUUUGGUGGUUUCAUCAGGACAACAUUUUCCAAUAUCAAAGGUGGAUUUUGGGUGGGGAAAGAGUGCAUUUGGGUCAUUCUAUUUUCCUUGGGGUGGGAAUGUUGGGUAUGUGAUGCCAAUACCAAGUCCAUCUGGUAAUGGUGAUUGGGUGGUGUACAUGCACAUGUUGAAAAGGGAACUGGAGUUGAUAGAGUGUGAGGCUGCACAUGUGUUUAAGCCUUGCACUUCAGAUCGUCUUAAGUGACAUUGAUGAUUGCUCCAAUUAUGCAAUCACAGUACAAAAUAAACUUGUUUAUUUAAAAUGUGUGGAGUGAGGCAAAUCAUUAGUGUGAUUAUUAGUGAAACUAGUAAUUAUCCAUUCAUGUGUACAAGAUUGGCUGAAGACAGUUUCAGAUUCUCUAAAGUUUGUAAAAUAACUUCACUAUGAAGGUUCUAAAGUUCUAUCCAUAUAAUUUGAAAUGACUUGAUUGGAUUUUGAGAGUGA